UUCAACUUGAUACCACAGAAUAACAAUCGUGACAAGGUCACCGCAAAUCUUCACAAUCGGCACAAAUUUAGUCGUAUAAAAGCACGUUGUCUCAUCCUUGCCAUGAACAGUUGACCAUUGUUCGUCAAGUUUCUUUCAAUUUUAGUUUAUCUUAAAUCUAUAAAUAAAAAUCUCUUUUAUCGUCAAAAGUGCGCCACGUUUAGAUACAAAGAUUUUCUAAUUUUUCUUAUCAUACAUGUCUAUCUCAAUUUUGAAAUCUAUAUUCAUAUUUUGUAUGAUCGUGGAUAUUUUGCAAUCGCGAAUAUGUGGUCAUGUGAUACAAAAAGUACAAGCCAUGAGUAUAGAGAAAGUGGAGAGACCGAUUUUUAAUUACCAUCGUAAUGGAGUACGGAUUGACAUGAGAAUUGUACCCUCUACGAAUCAAACAUCUCCAUUGUUAUCAAUAGACGAUGGCUUUCCCCAAUUUCCAUUGAGAGAAGUUGGUCGUUGUUUACUUAAUUUGUCGUUAACGUGUGUUAAUAAUCGGGUAGUUCGAUUCUUGAAUAUUAUUGGACAUCUACACGAAAUUACACUUUUCGGACAAACCGUGAAACUCGUGAAAUUAAAAGAACUAUCAACAGAGAGGCUGGAUGAACGGAGAAUGCUAGAUGACUCCAGUAAUAGUAUCGAUAGAAGUAUCGAUGAUUUUUUUGAAACAUUUGCCCUGAGAAUUACCUUACCCAAAUGGAAAGGAGCUAAGAAUCAAAUCGAUGUAAUGAUGGAUGAUAAGGAUGCUAUUGAAGGCAGAGGGGGUAAAGGUGGCGGUGGUAAAGGCGGAGGAAAAGGUGGCAAAGGUGGAAAGGGGGGCGGAUGCAAAAAAAUGAUGAUGAUGAUGUUUAUGGGAUUAAAGAUGAAAAUGAUGGGUAUGUUCGGUAUGGCUGCAAUGAAGGGAAUGUUAAUGUCUGGAAUGUCACUCAUGCUAUCCAAAAUGAUGCUGCUUCAUCAGUUAAUGAGUAAAAAGGGAGGUCUUUUUGGUGGUUUUGGUGGUGGUAGCAGCAAUGGGAUUGGAAACCAAGGUCCAUUAAAAGAGAUCGUCUUAUUAACUAAAGCCGGAGGGAACGGCGGAAGUGGUGGAGGCGGCUGUAACGGAGGUGGAUGUGGUGGAUUGCCUCCUUCGGAUUCUUACGGAGCUCCGCCUGCGAGUGGCGGAGGCGGUAGUGGUGGUUAUGAUUAUUCGGGAGGAGGCGGUAGCGGGGGGGCUGGUUGGGGCAGAAGCUUUAAUCAGUGGCCCAUAUCGUAUAUUUAUCGCGAACAGGAUCAUAAACCAGCAAUUGUGGUGCCCGAGAUAGCGACAAAGGUAGUCACACAAAUGACAUCAGAUUUCGACAAUAAAUGGGAUCAGAUGUCUACUGGCAAUAAUACAUUGGAAUCAAUUUCGAAGCAACUGAAAUCUAGUCACGAUACGAAUAAAAAUAUAACAACUACUAAAAGUACAGAAGGAUUUAUUAAUGGAAAUUAUUUACAAACGGGUUAUGUUUAGGAUGGAUAAAUUAUGAUGAAUUACGUUAAGAAACAAUCAA
Molecule: messenger RNA, 1559 nt
Organism: Ceratosolen solmsi marchali
Lineage: Eukaryota; Metazoa; Arthropoda; Insecta; Hymenoptera; Agaonidae
Exons: 5
Coding region: 236-1519 (427 amino acids)
Cellular component (GO): membrane
Source: RefSeq, a predicted model, not a curated record